Macrosiphum euphorbiae (potato aphid) is the source of this 912-nucleotide messenger RNA. NCBI's taxonomy places the organism in Eukaryota, Metazoa, Arthropoda, Insecta, Hemiptera, Aphididae. The record is from the annotation of a GenBank genome assembly.
AUGUUCCAUACAACUAAGAACCUAGUUUUUAAAGAUGUCGAUCUUCCAACAACCUUGGAGACAUUCCUUGAACGUCGUAUAAUAUCCCUUAAAGGUAGUGCUUUAUUAAAUAACUAUGAGGCAUUAAAUGAGGAAAAUGAAGUGCAUAGUAGUCUUCUAAUGUCCAAUGUUUCACAGUUUAAUGCAAUAUGUGAUAACGAGAAUAAUAUACCAUUGUUGCCCUGCAGUAGAAAUGAAAAUAAAAUAACUCGAAUCAACUGUCAAGAACUCGAGUCUUCAAAUCAAAUAAACGCAAUUCGUAUCAGUUCAAAAGUUAAGUAUCCUUUGUGCAGUUCUGGUAGAAUACAAGUGACUAGUGGUAUGUAUAAGUGCAAUACGUGUGGUUUACCAGUUCAUGCUAUAGAAGGAUCUUCUUAUAACUAUGUUAAUGAAGAUACUGUGGAAUUAUGUAGUGAUUGUUUUAAUGGUUCGAUAAAUACUAAUAACAGUAAUUCAUAUAGUUCUAAUACAUUAUCUCAAAUUUUUGAAACACCGACAGAAGGUCAUAUAGACAACGGGGAACAAAGUAUACUGAAUUUAUACACUGAGCAAAAAAUAAACAACUCCAAUAAGAGCCAAAAUCAAAUAAACAAAAUUAGUUUGAUUAAAAACAAUGAUGACAUCUCCAAUGAAAAUAUAGCAAUGGAAAAACCUAACCUAACUGGAAUAGGCAAAAAAAAAAUCAACAAAAUCCUAUUUAUUGCCAAAUCCUCAUCUAAAAUAUAUAGAUAUGACAGCCAGACAAACAAAAUCCCUACCAUUGCUAAAAAAUGGUUCAAGAGCAGAAGAUCUGAAGGCAUUAUCUUUGAAAAAAUAUGGCUCAGUUAUACUUUCAAAUACAUGUGCCUUCGAUACAGCCGUUUUUCUCCUUAA